AGGAAAUAAAAAUUUUGUUUAGGGUUUCUCUCCCAAUGGUCAAACAUUUUGGCUGCCUAUAUAAGAUCCAAAUUUUCUAUCAAACUUGAUUGGGUUCCUUGAGUUUGUUGUUGCAUAUCCAAGAUAUCAUGGACCAGAGGUAUCAAUUACCUUUCAAGGCAGGGCAAUCAGCUGAAGCAAGGUCUUUCGAGGUUGGAUAUCGUGGUGCAUGGUUUCGGUGUAAGAUAAAGGAGAUAAGCUGCAGAGGAGGGCAUUGGAAGGCCUUAUUGGAAUACUUCGACUAUCCAGAUGAAAAAUUGACAUGGACAGAGCUAUAUCAAGUGCCCCCAUAUCAAAGUGGGAAGUCGAAGGAGAUAAGGCAACUGAUACUGCGCCCAGAGUAUCCUCCAACCCACCUUAAAAGCCAAGUGUCCGAUGUUAGCUCUACUUCUGAUGUAACUAUAGUUACUGAUGGUACUUGGAAGGCAGGCGAUUUAGUUGAUUGGUGGACUGCUGACUGUUAUUGGUCUGGAAAACUGACAAAGUUACUUGGCAAUGGUAAAGCUGAGAUUGAGUUGGUGCCACCUCCAUUGGGUGAAGGUGCAACUUACGAAGUCUUCGUCAAGGAUCUGCGCCCAUCGGUGGAUUGGUCUCCAGAAUUUGGUUGGGCUGUGCCUGCAUCCUUGGAUGGUGAAAAUCGUCGCCGAUAUGCUCGGCUACUUAAACCUGUUAGUCAAGCUCCUUUUGAUGUUCCAUCAAGUAUAGGACAUGCUAUGUGUAAGGGUAGAAGGGACAGCCAGGCUACAACUGGAUCGUCAUCAAACUCAUCUUUGUCUACUCGUUUAUCUGGUAACUCACUACCAAAUGAAAAGAGGGACCUCAAAACUACAGAGUUUGUACAACAUUCUUUAAGUGUUGAUGAUUCAACAGAGGCUGUAAACAGAACAAAAGACACAUUGAAUCAAACCACAUCAUAUUCGUCUUCCUCUACUCAUUCAUUUUCAAAAUCUCUACCAGCCUUAGAUGAAAAAAGGGGCUUUAAAUCCAAAGGGUUAAUGGAACAACCUCCGAAUGCUGCCGAUUCAAAAGAGGCCGCAACUACAUCAAAGCAAAGUAUUUGGUCUGGUAGUGACUCUGUUUCACCUAUUGGAGUUGCUGCAAAAAGUGCAGGGCCAACUGAUAAGGACCUAAAGUAUUUUCAUUGUCCUUUGAAGAAGUUUAAAACCAGUGGUGAAAUUCGACUAAAUUCGAUGGAGUCUGACUCAGUGGAAGCAGCAAUUUUGGAUUUGGAGGAACUUGCUAACAAGAUCAGUUGGCUGAAAAGAACUAUUGAAUGUGGAAGAUCUCUCUCUGAUGCUGUUCGACCUUCAUGGGAGUUUGUUGAACACAAUGGAACAUUUACAAAGAAAUGAUUGCUUGAUCCUUCUUGUCUAACUCUUAUGAUGUAUAGGUUAUUCCUCACUCCUAUUGACAUUUCAGAUGUUGUCCAGAUUUAGAUCUAUUUUAUUCAUGCUUAGAAUCUGUACAUUUCAAGA
Messenger RNA from Nicotiana attenuata, 1514 nucleotides. RefSeq lists its product as uncharacterized. The transcript has 7 exons. The record is from RefSeq and is a predicted model, not a curated record. Bases 129 to 1391 code for a protein of 420 amino acids. Lineage: Eukaryota; Viridiplantae; Streptophyta; Magnoliopsida; Solanales; Solanaceae.